UUUCACUGGGUCUGACGAGAACAGACUUUCAAGAUGGUCUUCAGAAAAUUGAUUCUUGGUGUUGUGCUGCUAUCGGUGGUGGAAGCUUUCACUCACGAAGACAUGAAGGAGGCCAUAUUGAAGAAGCUGGGUUUGAAAGAAGUGCCCAGCAUUCAGAAGAGGGACCUGGAAAAUAUGGUAAUCCCAGGACAUAUCAAGAAUAAAUAUCUUUCCAUGCUGAAACUCCACAAAGAGAGAAGAAGGAGGUCUCUCCCCAGUCUAGCAGGCAUCCUGAGGGGUAUACCAGGAAAUGCUGAUAUAUCUGGAGAAAUUCUGUACACUGACACAACCAGACAGCAGCUACUUUUUGACAUGGAGGCCAGAAUUCCAGAAAAUAGCGAGGUGACUAUGGCAGAGCUCAAGCUGUUUAAGAAGGCACCACGAAAAUUCCCCCUGACAGAGAGGAAGAGUCUUCGACCUGUCAACAAUGCUAGAGUCAGCAUAUACUGGGUGGAAAUACUAGAAAAUGGAUCAAACAGAACAUCACUGGUUGACUCCAGGUUGGUGCCAAUCCACGAAACUGGCUGGAAGAGCUUUGAUGUGACUCAGGCUGUGCACUAUUGGUCAAAAAGCAACAGACAGAAACCUAUGUACCUUGAAGUUUGGAUUGAUGGAGAAAGACCAGGCAGUUACGCCACUGAGAUGGCAAAAAGCAUCCGUUUCACAUCUCAGGAUCCUUCUGACAAAAUCUUGGGAAAACCUGAGUUAGUCCUUUACACCUUGAACUUGGAAGAAUAUGGUUCCAGGGGUGAUUGCGAAAAAAACACAGCCAAGGCAAACAGUGUCUGCUGCAGAGAGGAAUAUUAUAUUAACUUCCGAGAGCUAACCUGGACUCAGUACUGGAUCAUCGAACCUGCUGGUUACCAGGCUUUUCAUUGUGCAGGAAAUUGCAAGCAACCAAAGAGAAACUAUGGAUAUGGAGAACGGACCUGCGCUGCAGUUGAAAGUGCUCCACUGCCUAUGAUGUACCUGGUGAAAAGGGGAGAAUACACUGAGAUUGAAGUGGCUGAAUUCCCAAAUAUGAUUGUAGAGAAAUGUGGAUGCACAAUGGACAAUAUUUCAGUUGUAUAAAAAGUAAAAUAGCUGUGGGGACCAAGAACAAACUUUAAAUUUUAAGUAAUAAGCAGAUGUUUUCUCUUUAUACAAUGGGCAGAAUGUUCUAUAUUGCAUUACAUUUGUUAAUUGUUAGCACUUAAUGUAAAUA
Molecule: messenger RNA, 1243 nt
Organism: Lepisosteus oculatus (spotted gar)
Lineage: Eukaryota; Metazoa; Chordata; Actinopteri; Semionotiformes; Lepisosteidae
Gene: lft1
Product: lefty1
Biological process (GO): anterior/posterior axis specification
Cellular component (GO): extracellular region
Molecular function (GO): cytokine activity; growth factor activity; transforming growth factor beta receptor binding
Source: RefSeq, a predicted model, not a curated record